Closterium sp. Naga37s-1 is the source of this 858-nucleotide messenger RNA. NCBI's taxonomy places the organism in Eukaryota, Viridiplantae, Streptophyta, Zygnematophyceae, Desmidiales, Closteriaceae. The record is from the annotation of a GenBank genome assembly.
AUGGCGACCAUCGCAGCUGGAACAGCCGUCCCCACAGCAGCGCUCACUGCCAGCAGAGCAGCUUCCGCUGCUUCCGCCUCCAGCUUCGCCCGCUCCGUCGUCCCUUCGCCUCUCCCCGCUCCCCUCUCCGCCGCUCCCCGCGCUGGUCGCAUCCAUCUCCUCCGCUGCCGCGCUGCUGCUGUCGAGGAUGGAGCCGUGAAGGAGGUGGCGGUUGAGGCGGAGGAGCUGAGCAAUGGCGCAGCUGUGGCCGCCCCGACUGUAGACGAGGUGCAGUCGCUGCUGAUGGAGCUCUGCGACGAGACUCGGGAGGUCCAUCGAGUGCAGUCGCUGCUGAUGGAGCUCUGCGACGAGACUCACAUCGCCGAGCUUAAGGUCAAGGUCGGCGCCUUCUCCCUGCACGUCAAGAGGGACGUGGAUGGCAGCAUCGGGAAUGCCGUGGCUGCAGCUGAAGCCUCCGCCGCGGCCGCCGCGGCCCCUGUGGUGUACGCUGCGCCAGUGCCCGCCUUCCCCAUGGCGGAGUCCCUCCCUGCGGCUGAGCCUGUGGCGGAGGUGGCUGCUGAGCCUGAGAAGCCCAAGGACGAGGGUCUUGUCUAUGUGACGUCGCCGCGGGUGGGCAUCAUGCGACGUGGCAAGCUGUACAAGGGCAAACACGGCCGGCCAAUUGUGCUCGAGGGUGCAGUGGUGAAGAAGGGGCAAGCCAUGUGCUUCCUGGAGCAGCUGGGAACCAACCUGACGAUUGAGACGGAGCAUGCGGGCACAGUGGUAGAUUUCCUGGUGGAGGAUGGAGUCCCUGUGGGCUACGGUGAGCCCCUGGCGGCCAUUCGCCCAUCUUUCCCCGGCAUCAUGAAGCUCACCUGA